GGGAGUAUGACUUGCACCGAGCGGUUGUGCAGUAUAAAACGCGGCCAGUACUACUUACCUGCUCCUCCUUAGACACUGCAUGAUGACGAGCAAAGCAAUGAAACCCCGUCAGGCCACCGCAAUCCCCCAGUUCACCUCAAAAGAUUACUCUUCCUUCUUCCUCGCAGGAGCAUUAUGCGCCACGAUCACCCACGGUGCAAUGACGCCUAUCGACGUCGUAAAGACGCGAAUUCAAAUUGAUCCCGCAUACAAGAAGCUGAACAUGUUGACCGGAACGCGUUAUGUUAUCGCGACAGAAGGUCCCAGAGCUCUCCUCACAGGUUUCGGCCCAACUGCACUCGGUUAUCUUAUACAAGGAGGCGCAAAAUUCGCUGGUUACGAGUACUGGAAGAAAAAAGCGGUCGAGUCUGUAGGUGACCCGGAGGCGGCAGUGAAGUAUCGAACGGCAAUCUACCUUGGAUCAGCCAGUAUUGCUGAGUUUUUUGCAGAUAUCUUCCUGACACCUUUAGAAGCCACCCGGAUCCGUCUCGUGUCAGACAGAACUUACGCAACUGGACUUGUCACAGGCUUCACUCGUCUGGCGCGUGAAGGUGGCAUGCGUGAGCUUUACGCAGGCUUUGUCCCGAUUCUCUGCAAACAGAUACCCUACGCUAUCGGGCAAUUUACGGUGAAUGAAUUCUGUCACGAGAUAGCUUUUCGAUCAAUGUCCGAAGAGACCCGUCGCACACUUUCCGGUACCAGCAAAUUCACAAUACAGCUCGGUAGCGGCAUUAUCGCAGGUUUCGCAGCAGCCAUUCUAAGUCAUCCAGCGGAUACCCUACUGAGUCAGAUAAACAAGGGACACGGACCAAAGGGCUCCAUGCCGCAUCGACUCGCAGUACUCGCUCGUGAGGCUGGUUUCCGCGGCCUUUUCGCUGGUCUCGGACCUAGGAUGAUCAUGACCGCGGGCCUUGUGUCUGGGCAGUUCAUACUGUAUGGCGCAAUAAAAGAAGCUUUGGGUGCACCCCCUGGUAUAGAGAUACACAAAGAGACCAGUGCUGUCGUUUGAUAAGACACCGAGCUUCCCCAAGACUCGACUUAGAAGGCUUCCCUUGUAUUUUAUUGAGUCACAGAAAUCCUUACAGUGAUACCAUACACAUGGGUAGAACGCAAUCAUUUAUGUGGAGCUCCAGGACAGAGCAAUGAGUCAUGACAACAACAAUACUAGUAUCCCUU
This is a messenger RNA of Suillus subalutaceus, 1215 nucleotides long. RefSeq names its product mitochondrial carrier. Gene Ontology annotation, biological process: mitochondrial phosphate ion transmembrane transport. Gene Ontology annotation, molecular function: phosphate transmembrane transporter activity. Bases 80 to 1048 code for a protein of 322 amino acids. NCBI's taxonomy places the organism in Eukaryota, Fungi, Basidiomycota, Agaricomycetes, Boletales, Suillaceae. The record is from RefSeq and is a predicted model, not a curated record. The transcript has 8 exons. Gene Ontology annotation, cellular component: mitochondrial inner membrane.